Molecule: messenger RNA, 669 nt
Organism: Babesia microti strain RI
Lineage: Eukaryota; Apicomplexa; Aconoidasida; Piroplasmida; Babesiidae
Product: eRF1 methyltransferase catalytic subunit MTQ2
Exons: 5
Coding region: 1-669 (222 amino acids)
Biological process (GO): methylation
Cellular component (GO): eRF1 methyltransferase complex
Molecular function (GO): nucleic acid binding; S-adenosylmethionine-dependent methyltransferase activity; protein methyltransferase activity
Source: RefSeq, a predicted model, not a curated record
AUGAAUGUGUUACCUGAUUACAUAUUGCUUGAUAACAACGUCUAUCCACCUGCUUCUGAUACUUUUGCCCUUUCAGAUGCCAUAUCCAGUGAUCUUGAGACCAUAAUAGCUGUAAACCCCACUCUUAUACUAGAGGUUGGAUGUGGAAGUGGUUACAUAUCCACCAGCCUAGCUAUGGCACUAAUUAAACAUGGAAUCCACACGUUUAUAUUAAAUUCUGACCUAAAUCCAUAUGCUACCUUAAUGUCCUUAGAUACUGCUAAAUUGAAUAACACCAACGCAUAUACUGACGGAGUAAGGGGGUCACUAGUGGAAUGGACGAAUUCUGAAUUUGACGUUAUGAUAUUCAACCCACCCUAUAUACCAUGUCAGCAAUUUGACCAUAUUUGCUCGUCCAUUAAAUGUUGUAAUUAUGAUGAUUGCGGUAAAAAAUUGAUCGAAUUGUCAUACAAUGGUGGCCCGGAUGGCAAUGUAACCAUUAACAAAUUCCUAUCUACUUCACUGAAUAAUCUGAGUCCAACUGGACUUAUCUAUCUGUUGCUAGAGAAACAAAAUAACCCAGGAGCAAUCAUAAAAGAGUUAGAGCUAAUGGGAUAUAUCGUAAAGAUAUUGUUAACUCGCUAUUGUUACAAUGAAGUAUACACUAUUAUUCGUAUUUGUAAAUAUUAG